Molecule: messenger RNA, 771 nt
Organism: Hypoxylon fragiforme
Lineage: Eukaryota; Fungi; Ascomycota; Sordariomycetes; Xylariales; Hypoxylaceae
Exons: 1
Coding region: 379-678 (99 amino acids)
Source: RefSeq, a predicted model, not a curated record
AUUAUUAAGAAAGUGUUUGUGAGGCUCUUGUUGCACUUUCGUCUCUGGGGAGGUAGAUAGGCAGGUAGGUAGGUAGAGAGACAGGCAUGGAUUGGAUGUCAAUGGGCCUUAUUAUAUUUCUCUAAUUCUAGUUCUAGUUCUAGUUCUAAAACAUUCACAAUGCCAAAAAGAAACUUAUGAUUGUGGUCAUUUCCCCCUUUCGUUCCCUUCACAUCAUGCGGCUCUUAUCUUCUGCUGCCGUGGCACUAGAAGUGCAAGAAUACUACUACUGAGCGCGAAGGGGGGGGGAGGGAAUGUUGCCCGGCUGUGUUGGGGAAAGUUGGAGAUACUGUACAUAGUUAGCCUAGGUUAGUCUAAUAUCGCCGUAUUGGUGUUUAGAUGAUUAUGUUAUACGGCUACCUAUCCUAUCGUAUAUGUAUGUAUGUAUGUAUGUAUGUAUGUAUGUAUGUAUGUAUGUAUGUAUGUAUGUACGCUGUAUACCUAGGCAGCCUACCUUAUAUUGUACAUACAUAUGGGGGCGGCUUUCACGGUACCGAGGCAGGUGCUAAUCUAACCUCGAUACCGAUGUAUUAUAGUAUUAAUUCUUGGAUCCCUUUUCUUAAUAAAUGCAGGCCACAACGAGAGCUGAGUUUUGAAAAGGCUGGGGGUUCUCAAUGCUUUGACGUUGCCGAGGAAUGAUAUAUCUUAAUAGGCAAUCGUGAACUUAUGUAUGAUAAUUAGUUAGUUAGUUAUGUACUAACUAUUGCUUUUUUGCUAACUUCAAACUGGAAG